Messenger RNA from Lagopus muta (rock ptarmigan), 2988 nucleotides. Its product is annotated as heat shock factor protein 1-like. The transcript is spliced from 4 exons. The record is from RefSeq and is a predicted model, not a curated record. NCBI's taxonomy places the organism in Eukaryota, Metazoa, Chordata, Aves, Galliformes, Phasianidae. Gene Ontology annotation, biological process: regulation of DNA-templated transcription. Gene Ontology annotation, molecular function: sequence-specific DNA binding; DNA-binding transcription factor activity. The coding region runs from base 134 to 1099 and encodes 321 amino acids.
CGUCCCGGAGGCGGCCCAAGAUGGCGGCGGCCAUGCAGGGCCCCGGCGCCCGCCCCGCUCAGCGCUCCGCCCGGCCCCGCCGGCGCCGUUGAGCCUUCCGCCGUUUUCCUCCCUGUCCCGGAGCCCCGCGGCCAUGGAAGGUCCCGGCGCGGCGGCAGCGGCGGGCGCGGGCCCGGGCGGCAGCAACGUAUCGGCCUUCCUGACGAAGCUGUGGACGCUGGUGGAGGAUCCCGAGACCGACCCGCUGAUCUGCUGGAGCCCGAGUGGAAACAGCUUCCAUGUGUUUGACCAAGGACAGUUUGCCAAGGAGGUGCUCCCGAAGUACUUCAAGCACAACAACAUGGCCAGCUUCGUACGGCAGCUCAACAUGUAUGGCUUCCGGAAGGUCGUGCACAUCGAGCAGGGAGGGCUGGUGAAGCCGGAGAAGGACGACACUGAGUUCCAGCAUCCCUACUUCAUCCGUGGCCAGGAGCACCUCCUGGAGAACAUCAAGAGGAAAGUCACCAGCGUGUCCAGCAUAAAGAACGAGGACAUCAAGGUGCGGCAAGACAACGUCACCAAGCUGCUGACCGACAUCCAGGUGAUGAAAGGAAAGCAGGAGAGCAUGGACUCCAAGCUGAUAGCCAUGAAGCAGUAUGUAUGUGGGGAGGGGUGGCGGAAAUCUCACCGUUUGCUCCGUGUUUUCCUUCCUCCACACGUUGGGUUUGGGGCAGGAAGUGGGGCAGUGCUGCGGGGAGCUCGUGAGCACCAUCACAGCCCGUUGGUGACGUCCUGUUUGCAGCCAGAUCGCAAUCCCGAACAUGGGGUGAAGGUUCCUGGAGUGCAGCUCUGCUUUGAGACCCUUGCAGUGGUGGUGAGGCCUUCUGUGCCCCCCUGGUUUUGGUCUGACGUUUUGGGUGAUGUUUUGCCCUUGUGGGUUUCUUUGGUGGACUUUUUUUGUCUCCCUCUCACAAAGUGUAACUGUUCCAUCCUGUGCUGCGCUGGGGUGUUGGGGUCAUUUCGGAUCAUGUCUGCUGCCCUUCUCUUGUGUUACUGCAGUCCUCCUCCAGGCCCUUGUCCUCUUGCACCAGUUGGAUUCUGGCUGUGUGUGGCUCACUGACGGUGCUUGCGCUGGGCUGGAGGCAGAGCGGGCGAUCUCAAGGCCUCCAGGAUGCUGCCUUCCCCUAAAGAAAUCCGUCACCAAGGUGAUGAGGCUCCAGCACUGCUGCCCGGAGCUGUGGGGGCCCCAGCCAUGGAGGUGCCCCAGGCUGGGGGUGGGCACUGGGCAGCCUGAGCUGGGGGGCAGCCAGCCCACGGCAGCGGUGGGGCUGGGGGGUCCUUAUAACCCACUGUUCUGUGGUUGUGUGAUCUGUAAGGACCCUUCCAACCCAACUGUGGUGUGGUUGUGUGAUCUGUAAGGACCCUUCCUAUCCAACCCAACUGUGUUGUGGUUAUGUGAUCUGUAAGGACCCUUCCAUUCCAACCCAACCAUUCUGUGGUUCUGUGAUCUGUAAGGAUCCUUCCAAUCCAACCCAACCAUUCUGUGGUUCUGUGAUCUGUAAGGACCCUUUCUAUCCAGCCCAACUGUGUUGUGGUUGUGUGAUCUGUAAGGACCCUUCCUAUCCAACCCAACUGUGUUGUGGUUGUGUGAUCUGUAAGGACCCUUUCUAUCCAACCCACUGUGCUGUGAUUGUGUGAUCUGUAAGGACCCUUCCAAUCCAACCCACUGUGCUGUGGUUGUGUGAUCUGUAAGGACCCUUCCUAUCCAACCCAACUGUGUUAUGGUUCUGUGAUCUGUAAGGACCCUUCCAAUCCAACCCAACUGUGCUGUCAUUGUGUGAUCUGUGAGGACCCUUCCAAUCCAACCCAACCAUUCUGUGGUUCUGUGAUCUGUAAGGACCCUUCCUAUCCAACCCAACUGUGUUAUGGUUCUGUGAUCUGUAAGGACCCUUCCAAUCCAACCCAACUGUGUUAUGGUUGUGUGAUCUGUAAGGACCCUUCCAACCCAACUGUGUUAUGGUUGUGUGAUCUGUGAGGACCCUUCCUAUCCAACCCACUGUGUUGUGGUUGUGUGAUCUGUGAGGACCCUUCCAAUCCAACCCAACCAUUCUGUGGUUGUGUGAUCUGUGAGGACCCUUCCUAUCCAACCCAACUGUGUUGUGGUUGUGUGAUCUGUGAGGACCCUUCCUAUCCAUCCCAACCAUUCUGUGGUUGUGUGAUCUGUAAGGACCCUUCCUAUCCAACCCACUGUGCUGUGCUUGUGUGAUCUGUAAGGACCCUUCCAAUCCAACCCAACCAUGCUGUGGUUGUGUGAUCUGUGAGGACCCUUCCAUUCCAACCCAACCAUUCUGUGGUUCUGUGAUCUGUAAGGACCCUUCCUAUCCAACCCACCGUGCUGUGGUUGUGUGAUCUGUAAGGACCCUUCCUAUCCAACCCAACUGUGUUGUGGUUGUGUGAUCUGUAAGGACCCUUCCUAUCCAUCCCAACCAUUCUGUGGUUGUGGGAUCUGUAAGGACCCUUCCUAUCCAACCCAACCAUUCUGUGGUUGUGUGAUCUGUAAGGACCCUUCCUAUCCAACCCAACUGUGUUAUGGUUCUGUGAUCUGUAAGGACCCUUCGAAUCCAACCCAACUGUGCUGUGGUUGUGUGAUCUGUAAGGACCCUUCCAACCCAACUGUGUUAUGGUUGUGUGAUCUGUAAGGACCCUUCCUAUCCAACCCAACUGUGUUGUGGUUGUGUGAUCUGUAAGGACCCUUCCAAUGCAACCCAACUGUGUUGUGGUUGUGUGAUCUGUAAGGACCCUUCCAAUCCAACCCAACUGUGUUAUGGUUCUGUGAUCUGUAAGGACCCUUCCAAUCCAACCCAACUGUGCUGUGGUUGUGUGAUCUGUGAGGACCCUUCCUAUCCAACCCAACCAUUCUGUGGUUCUGUGAUCUGUAAGGACCCUUCCAAUCCAACCCAACCCAACUGUGUUGUGGUUGUGUGAUCUGUAAGGACCCUUCCAAUCCAA